Molecule: messenger RNA, 1175 nt
Organism: Dermochelys coriacea (leatherback sea turtle)
Lineage: Eukaryota; Metazoa; Chordata; Testudines; Dermochelyidae
Product: hyaluronan synthase 1-like
Exons: 3
Coding region: 135-1175 (346 amino acids)
Biological process (GO): extracellular matrix assembly; hyaluronan biosynthetic process
Molecular function (GO): hyaluronan synthase activity
Source: RefSeq, a predicted model, not a curated record
UUUUGUGGCCCUACCCCAGAGCUCCUGCCAGUUUGGGCAGCCCCAGGUGGUGAAUCCCCACCAUUGCUGAGACCUGGGGGGUCCAGUCCACAUCCACCCAACCGCAUCUCACCCCAUGCCCGUCCCUUGCAGAGAUGGACCCCAGAAAAGCGCCUAAAUACCUCAUCUCUGCCGGGUGCCGCAUCCUCACCAUCGCCUUUGCCCUGCUCAUCUUGGGGGUCCUGACAUGGGCCUAUGUGGCUGGGAUCCAGCUGGUGGCCGACCAGUAUCGGAUCAUGGCCUUCGGCCUCUAUGGAGUCUUCCUCGCCGCCCACCUGGUCAUCCAGAGCUUCUUCGCCUCUCUGGAGCACCGGCAGAUGAGGAGGGUGUCGGCCUGUAGCUACACCAAGACGGUGGCGUUGACCAUCUCGGCCUACCAAGAAGACCCCUCCUACCUCUGGCAGUGCCUGGAGUCGGUGCGGGCCACCCAGUACCCCCCAGAGAAGCUGCGGAUCCUCAUGGUGAUCGACGGCAACAGCCCCGACGACCGCUACAUGAUGGACAUGUUCCAGGAGGUCUUCGCCGGCGAGGACGUGGGCACCUAUGUCUGGGAGAACAACUACCACCAGCAGCCCCCACUGGAGGGCGAAGAGGGGGGCAGUGGCUCCCAGGGGGCAGGAGGGGAGGAGCCUGGACUCUACACUGAGGUGGAGAUGGUGGACCCGGGCCAGCUGGUGGUGGAGGAGUUAAUCCGCUCCAGGCGAUGCGUCUGCAUCAUGCAGCGAUGGGGCGGGAAGCGGGAGGUGAUGUACACGGCCUUCAGGGCGCUGGGCAACUCGGUGGACUUUAUCCAGGUGUGCGACUCAGACACCAAGCUGGACCCCAGUGCCACAGUGGAGAUGCUGAAGGUGUUGGAGGCCAACAAGCACUACGGAGCCGUGGGGAGCGACGUGCGGAUCCUCAACGUCUCUGACUCCUUCAUCAGCUUCAUGAGCAGCCUGCGCUACUGGAUGGCCUUCAACGUGGAUUGUGCCUGCCAGUCCUAUUUCUACUGCAUCUCCUGUAUCAGCGGGCCCCUGGCUUGUGAACUGUACAGCCAGUCUCUCCGCUGGCACAUGGGGCGAUCGAAGGGCUACCACCAGGGCAGUGCUAGAGCUAACUGCCUGCGCCAGCCCCACGCUGCUAAACAGCGUUGA